This is a messenger RNA of Sinocyclocheilus grahami, 1365 nucleotides long. Its product is annotated as GTPase IMAP family member 7-like. Bases 1 to 1365 code for a protein of 454 amino acids. Gene Ontology annotation, molecular function: GTP binding. The record is from RefSeq and is a predicted model, not a curated record. NCBI's taxonomy places the organism in Eukaryota, Metazoa, Chordata, Actinopteri, Cypriniformes, Cyprinidae. The transcript has 3 exons.
AUGCCGAAAGUGUGCUUGCAUUUGGUCAUGUUGGGAAGAACAGGAGCUGGGAAAAGUUCAACAGGAAACACAAUACUGGGACGACAAGCUUUUAGUUUAAUGAAAAGCUACAAAUCUGUCACUCGAGAAAUUGCUGCAGAAGUCGGUGAUGUUUGUGGAUUUGCAGUCAUUGUUUAUGACACACCAGGAUUUUCUGGUACAGAGAGUGAGGAAGAACUUGGACAAUAUAAAGAGGUCCUCCAGAACUGUAUAUCAGGCCUGUGUGUGUUUCUGCUGGUUCUCCAAGGAGACAGAUUCACUCAAGAAGACCAGAAAAUCGUGGAAAAGAUUGAGGAGCUGCUGGAAGAAAAACGCAUUGAAAACAGCUGGUUACUCUUCACCAGAGUAGAUCAGCUGGAUGAAGGAAACAAGACCAUAAAUAAAGUCAUUAAUGAGACAGAAUUCUUGAAGACUCUUACUCAGAAAUAUGAGGGCAGAUUCCACGUGUUCAACAACAAGACAAAAGUUCCAAGUGACCAAGUGAAAUCUCUGAUAACUAAAGUUUUCCAGAGGACCUUACAGAGAUUUUCCAAAAAUCCUUGGCAAAGUAUUCCCAUCAAUAUCCAAGACAUCUCUGCUGACAGUCGCUCAUUCAGAAGGAUUGUGCUGCUGGGUAGAAGAGGUGUCGGCAAGAGUGCAGCUGGAAACACAAUACUGGGGCAGAACGUGUUCAAAUCUACAGGUGGCUCAAAUGCAGUAACCCGUGAAUGUACAGAGAAACGCGCCACAGUUUCAGGCAGGAAAGUGUCUGUGGUUGAUACUCCUCCAUUCUUUGAGACCGAGAUGAAUCCAGAGCAGUUAAUGACAGAGAUGGCCAGGAGUGUGUAUUUAUCCAGUCCUGGACCACACGCUUUUCUCAUUGUGUUUAAUGUGAAUAUGAAAAUCACUGAACAGGAGCAGAAGAUUCCUCAGAUGAUUGAAACGAUGUUUGGAGAGGGAGUGUUAAAAUACUCCAUCAUUCUCUUCACUCAUGGAGAUCUGCUAAGAGGAGAAUCCAUGGAGCAAGCCAUUGAGAAAAACAAUGCAUUAAGACGUCUAGUUGAUCAGUGUGACGGCAGAUAUCACGUCUUCAACAAUAAAGAUCAGAAUAACAGAAAACAGGCCUAUGAUCUUGAACAGAAGUCUAACACAAUGAUAGAGCAGAAUGGAGGAGGACACUACAGGAAUCAGAUGUACGAAGAUGCUCACAGAUUUAAACAAGAGGAAAGAGAACGAACACUGAGAGAUGAGGAGUUGAGACAGAGAGAGGAAGAGAGGAGAAAACCACAAGAAGAGGAGAGAAAACAACAGGAGGAGAAUGAAGAAGAGCGGGACUUGAGAGAGUAA